Messenger RNA from Mercurialis annua (annual mercury), 1683 nucleotides. RefSeq lists its product as uncharacterized. The transcript is spliced from 3 exons. The coding region runs from base 1 to 1683 and encodes 560 amino acids. NCBI's taxonomy places the organism in Eukaryota, Viridiplantae, Streptophyta, Magnoliopsida, Malpighiales, Euphorbiaceae. The record is from RefSeq and is a predicted model, not a curated record.
AUGGAGACAGAUCGCAGUUUGAUGUACAGGAGCCACACAAACGGGUUGCUAACCACAUGGUACAAGGAGCAUGUGAAGGAGUUUGUCCGGUUUGCAUUACGGCAUCCGGCUUGUAUGAGUGGAGUACAGAUAAAAUGCCCCUGCCCUAAGAGAGGUUGUCGAAAUACAAGCUAUCGGGAUGUCGAUGAGGUGGAAUUCCAUCUAUUGAAGAAUGGGUUUGUGAAAGGUUAUCAAGUAUGGGUUUUUCAUGGCGAGGGGAGCGUUUUGAGUCCCCCUCCCCUUGCACAGUUACCAGAGAAGGAUGUUGAGUUCGACUACGAAAAUGAGGGGCCAGGUGAGUUCAGUUCCGCUCAAAGAAUGAUUCUUUAUGCUGCCGGUCCAGAAAUAACAUUUUCUGAAGAUGAACUAAAGAAUGAUGAAGCUCAGAAAUUUUAUGAUAUGAUGCGUGCGGCUGAAGAAGACAUAUGGCCUGAGAAUAGUAGACACUCUCCAUUUUCUGCAUCUGCUAAUGUGAUGGAGAUCAAGUGUCGACAUAAGGGUUCAGUAGCUUUAGUAGAUGACGUCUGCAGAUUGAUACAAGAGCUGCUCCCGGAGGACAACAAGAUGCCAACGAAUUUUGCUAAAAUUAAGAAGCUGGUCAAAGGUUUGGGGUUGCCGGUUGAGGUUAUUGACUAUUGUUUCUAUAACUGUAUGAUUUGUUGGGGGGAGGACGAGGGUUUAACGCAUUGCAAAGUUUGUAAUUAUGUGCGGUGGAAACCUGUGACCCAUGGAAAAUCCGCAAAAAGAAAGGCUAACGUGCCAUAUAGUAAAAUGUUCUAUUUUCCAAUAACUCCGAGGCUACAGAGGUUGUACGCUUCGAAAGCCACUGCCCGGCAUAUGAUGUGGCACGCAGACCACGAGAUGGAUGGUGAUAAGAUGUGCCACCCGUCCGACUCUCCGGCUUGGAAACGUUUUAGUGAGCUGCAUUCUGAGUUUGCCGAUGAAGGGAGAAAUAUCAGAUUAGGCUUAUGCUCCGAUGGGUUUCAGCCAUUUACCAAUUUUGGGCAGCAGUAUUCCUCGUGGCCGGUCAUUUUGACGCCGUACAAUCUCCCCCCAGGCAUGUGCAUGAAGGAUGAGUUUAUGUUUUUAACGGUUUUGGUACCGGGGCCUAAAAACCCGAAACACCUAAUGGAUAUCUUCCUACAACCGCUAAUUGCAGAGUUGAACCAACUGUGGGAAUGUGGAGUCCAAACUUAUGACGUUCAUAAGCGUCAGAAUUUCCAACUAAAAGCGGCUCUUAUGUGGACAAUAAAUGACUUUCCUGCUUAUUCUAUGUUGUUUGGCUGGAGCACUGCUGGGGUAAGAACCGGAGAUGAACUGUUAGCAGAGAUUGAUCGACUGGGGUUUAAGAGGGCAUUUGAGCCUGGUGCGAAAGUUACUAAUGCAUUACUGUCAAAAGAUGAUGGGUGGAAUAAAAAAAGUAUCCUUUGGGAUUUGCGUUAUUGGAGAACGAAUAUAAUUCGUCACAAUCUCGAUGUCAUGCAUAUUGAGAAAAAUGUCUUCGAUAACAUUUUCAAUACCGUUCUCAAUGUCCCCGGGAAAACAAAAGACCAUGCAAAAUCUCGUGAAGAGUUGAACAACAUCUGUGAUCGGCCACGGUUAGCUAAAGAUCCGGCAACUGGGAGAUUUCCAAAGGCAAUCUGA